AUGUACAGCAAUAAUUUCAAUGCAAUUACAUGCGAGUCGUGUAAAGCAUUCUUCAGACGAAAUGCUUUAAGAAAUAAGGACUACCAGUGCACUUUUAACGGCAAGUGUAAUAUUGAUGUAUCGACACGAAAGUUAUGUCGAAAGUGUCGGCUCCAAAAGUGUUUUGACUACGGGAUGAGAAAAGAAUAUAUUCUGACUGAUGAACAAAAACGAUUGAGAAAACUAAGAAAACCAAUAAUUAAAUACAAAUCAACACUUGAUUCAGAUACCGGUGACACGUGGGAUGGGCCGGUAGUCUACCAAUGUGUUGAUAAUGGCUUAAAUAGGAGUUACGAUGACAUUAGUUGCAUAUCACAAGACUCUACCCAAAGUGUCAUAGCUAUAGACCGACCUCUCCCUGACAGUCGACCUCUUGUCGAUUGGGAGAGUAAUCAACUCCAAGAGAUACUCAAUGUCUUAAAUAUAUUGAAAAAUAGGUACAAAACUAACAUAACCUUUGAGGCAACUGAUCUGGAUAUGGCGUGUCAGGCGUUUUCAUACAACUGCGAGAGGGAUGCCUACAAAAUCAUCAAACUGUCCAACAGUUUGACGGCCUUUCAA
Messenger RNA from Oppiella nova, 600 nucleotides. NCBI's taxonomy places the organism in Eukaryota, Metazoa, Arthropoda, Arachnida, Sarcoptiformes, Oppiidae. The record is from the annotation of a GenBank genome assembly.